GGUGGGGACUGGGGUCUGGGCCUGGUAUGUGGCAUCCAUUUAAAAACAAUUGAGCAGAUAACGAGCGGCGAUAAGCAAAAGCAACCGUAGCGUGGUUGCAUGCAUGGAAUCCACAAAGUGACGACGGGCAUUUAGUUAGUUAGAGCUGGCUAUGGCUGUGAUAAAAGUAUUCAUUCGCUUGUAGGGUGCAGCCAUGUUGGGCACAGAAUCGCUGCAGACGGUUUAUAACAUGAGCAUGAUGUAUGCCAUGGUAUGGACCAUCAAUAGACACUAUGCAAGCGACUCCUCCAAUCCGCUAACGAUUGCACAGUUCGCCACUUGGGAGACGAGUCGCAGCUAUCACAAUGAUUUGAUCGAUGCAGCACUGCAGCUGGCGUCUGGCGCGGCACGCAUCAAGUUUCUAACGGAGGGCGAGCGCCUGGACGAGAGUCAUGCCGAUGAAGAGCCGGAGCCAGCGCCGCUCAGCGGUCUCAAUGGUCGCGAUACGGCCAUCUGGCUGCUGGACAGCCUGCGCGCCUACAAGCGUCUAGAGCGGCAUCUGCUGCUCCCACGCAGCUGGUACAAGCGCAAUGGCUUCUACUGCAUUGUGUACACCGGAGCGGAGCGCGGCCGCAUCCAGACCAUCAAGGAGAUCUUUCGCCGCCUUCUGGACAUCUAUGUGAUCAAUGUGAAUGUGUUUCUAGUGGAGCGUCUCAAUGGCACCGUCCAGGUGUUCAACUACUAUCCCUACCAGCCGCAUCGCUGUCAGUCGCACCAGCCCGUGCACUAUGCCACGUUCGAGGGCAGCUUGGGCACAGAUCCGACGCUCCACGCGCCGUACAGGUGGCGCUUCUUCGACACCAAGCUGGACGACAUGCAUGGCUGUGAGCUGAUCACCGUCACCUUCGAGCAUCGUCCCUUCGUCAUGAUUGACCGCAGUCCAACUGAGCUGACCGAUGGCGAACGCUUGCACGGUAUUGAGGGCAUGAUUUUUCGUCUGAUGGCCGAGCGCAUGAAUUUCACCAUCAAGCUGAUCGAGCAGGUCGAUCACGAUCGCGGCGUUGUGCUUCCCAAUGGCACCACAACGGGAGCCAUGAGCAAGAUUGUUGGGGGCAGCGCCAACAUAACCUUCGCCUGCUUUAUGUACAACAAGGAACGCUCGGAGAACAUGUUGCCCAGCAUUUCGUACACCAGCUUUCCGAUAGUGCUGUGCGUGCCCGGAGGGCAGCCAAUGUCGCCGCUGCAGCGGCUCAUUAAUCCUCUGGGCGACAAGACCUGGAUGUGCUUGCUCAUCUGCUUGGCUCUGGGCUUUGGCAUUAUUGCCGCGAUGCGAUUGUAUGGAACGCGUCGUCAGCGCGACUUUGUGCUAGGCGAGAGCAAUCGAGUGGCCUGCCUGGUGUUCUGGAUGACGCUGCUGGGCGGACUCCAUAUGCAGCCGCCGCGUCGCAACUUUGCGCGCUAUCUGUUGACGCUGUGGCUGCUGCUCGCGCUGGUGCUGCGCGCCGCCUACACGGGCGAGAUGUAUCUGCUGCUGCAGGACGGACGCGUGCGUGAGCCACUGACAACGCUGGCCGAAGUGCUGGCCAAGCAGUAUAUGUUCCAUCUGAUACCAGCGAUGCAGCCCUUGUUCCGCGAUCUGCUGCCCGUCAUGCACUACAAGCUGGAGGACUUCUAUGAGCGUUCGCUGGUGAGGCUGCGCGACGACGAACAUGCCCAGAUAGUGGUGCCGCUGAUUGAGCCCAGCGUGGCCAUCUUCAACCUGAACUCGGGAGUGGAGCGACCGGGCUUAACUGUCCUGCCCCAGCCGCUGGUCACAGCUCCGCUUACGAUCUACAUGCGUCCGCAUUCGUUUCUGAAGCAGCGCAUGGACUCGCUGAUUAUCAAUAUGAUGUCGUCCGGUCUGGUCCAGCGCUAUCGCCACAUGUAUCUGGACCGCAUCGAGUUCCCAGGCAGACGCAAGCGCAGCAAGGAGCCAACCAAGCUCAGCCUUUGGCAACUGGGCGGCGUCCUUGCCAGUUAUCUCAUGUUGCUGCUGCUCGCCACUCUCAUCUUUCUGCUGGAGAUUGCCGCCGCUGCGCCAGAGCGACGGCGUCUUAGGCGCCUCAUGGAUGCCGCCAACCGUUACGUAGCCUAAAUUAACCAAAAAUCACACGCAAUGUUUUAUUUCAACUUUUAAAUGUCACAAUCAAAUUGGU
Molecule: messenger RNA, 2174 nt
Organism: Drosophila busckii
Lineage: Eukaryota; Metazoa; Arthropoda; Insecta; Diptera; Drosophilidae
Gene: Ir7c
Exons: 2
Coding region: 194-2113 (639 amino acids)
Cellular component (GO): membrane
Molecular function (GO): glutamate-gated receptor activity
Source: RefSeq, a predicted model, not a curated record